UCAGGUUCGGCCGCUGAUGAGCGACGCGUCACAGCGAGGACGCUGUGUUUUCAUUUGAAUUGGACAUGGCUGAAGCCGUUAGUGUAGAUGAGCCUGCGCUCUUCACUCCAGUUACGGGCAUCUCUCUGCUCGCCUGUGCAGCGCAGUUCGCCGUCGGCUACAUAUUUGCACAGAUUUGGGGGAGAAAGUGUUCUUCCACAGACAGGUGGGUCCUCGUCUGGUUGUUUUACGACGCCAUCGUCCACAUCACCCUGGAAGGCCCGUUCGUGUAUAUGUCACUUGUUGGAACCGUCGCAGCCUCAGACAGCGUGCUUGCAGAGCUCUGGAAAGAAUACGGUAAGGCAGACCAGCGCUGGCUACACUCAGACCCAACCAUAGUAUCUCUGGAACUGCUCACAGUUGUCUUGGAUGGGUUUCUAGCACUGUUUUUGGUCUAUGCUGUUGUUAAAGACAAGCACUACAGGCACUUCGUCCAAAUCACCCUGUGUGUGUGUGAGCUGUAUGGAGGCUGGAUGACCUUCUGUCCAGACUGGCUGAUAGGAAGUCCUAACCUGAACACCAGUAACUGGCUGUACCUCUGGGUCUACUUGGUCUUCUUUAAUGGUGUUUGGGUGGUGGUGCCUGGAUUGCUGCUCUAUCAGUCGUGGAAUGAUCUACAGAGGUCUCACCACAGUCUGAAGAAACAGAAGUAGAUCCAGAGAAGACCUUGGUGGAGUAAUUUUGCACAGUGAAAGGAAUAUUCCAGUACCCUAAUGUCUUAACAUAGACAAUCAUUUUACAAGAAUACAAGUCUGUUGAUUUGAAACUCAUUUAUAAUAGACUCUAUUACAGAGUUGCUCGAUGCCCUGAAUAAACAGAUGACUGAAAAAUGAAA
Pygocentrus nattereri (red-bellied piranha) is the source of this 874-nucleotide messenger RNA. It is a transcript of the gene ebpl, whose product is annotated as EBP like. Gene Ontology annotation, biological process: sterol metabolic process. The coding region runs from base 66 to 692 and encodes 208 amino acids. Gene Ontology annotation, cellular component: membrane; endoplasmic reticulum. The transcript has 4 exons. Gene Ontology annotation, molecular function: cholestenol delta-isomerase activity. The record is from RefSeq and is a predicted model, not a curated record. Lineage: Eukaryota; Metazoa; Chordata; Actinopteri; Characiformes; Serrasalmidae.